Neolamprologus brichardi is the source of this 1174-nucleotide messenger RNA. Its product is annotated as endoribonuclease YbeY-like. Gene Ontology annotation, molecular function: metalloendopeptidase activity. Lineage: Eukaryota; Metazoa; Chordata; Actinopteri; Cichliformes; Cichlidae. Gene Ontology annotation, biological process: rRNA processing. The record is from RefSeq and is a predicted model, not a curated record.
GCCUGAGGAGAAUUUAAGCUUAAAUGCUGAUAAAAAAAAGAGACGAAAACAGACUCGUAGCUACACUGCUAGCACAGGCUAACACCAUGAAAGUAUUACUUAGUAAAGUUUGUUUGGCUGCUCAUAAAGUUCCCCAGUUAACAGAAUUAUAGGAAUACCCGAAGAAGUGCGUCAAAAAAGAUCCCACCUUUUACUGUUUUGUGUUGCUUUUUUGGCUCACGUUUUUCUAAAUCCGGUUCCGGUCCGACAAACUUAUCAGUCCUCCUUCUACUAGUAAUGCUAAACCAUUCGUUCCGCUAUGGCCAAUGAGGCGGUUGUUAACAGAUAAGCGACCAUAUCUCUUAAAAGAAAGAAUAUAUUUCAUGAAUGUAAAUUAGGUUAUCAAAGCUGUAUAAACCAGAAAAUAACUACACUAUCUACUUCCCGGGGACUGCAUUUUAAUUCGUGUCACCUUGGAGACUACAGUUUGCUCGUGGCUAACGGCGAAUCUUACCAACCGACAAUAAAGUGCCGCCAGGUAGGAGAUAGGUUAGUGGGUAACCUUCAUCUAUGUACCGAGAUAUUUCCGUUGCUGUGUUCUCUUCUCGUGUCGGCUGUUUAAAAUGGGAGUAGUUUUGAGGAACCUCCAGAAGGUGGUGCCUCUUCGGCGCGCCAGGCUGCGCAGGGACGUGGUCACGCUGAGACACAUACUGGGCAUCCAGAAGUUCGACCUGGGUAUCAUCUGCGUGGACAACCAGAAGAUGCAGCAGAUCAAUCACAUCUACAGGAAGAAGAACACCCCCACGGAUGUCCUGUCUUUCCCAUUCUACGAGGACCUGAGGCCCGGGAAGUUGCCCUGCCCCCUUCACAGAGACGAGCUGAACCUUGGAGAUAUCUUCCUUGGGGUGGAGUUUGUGAUGAAGCAGUGUCAGGAGGAAUCCCUGGAUCUGCACGGAGCGCUGACUGUUGUCACUGCGCACGGGAUCUGCCACCUGCUGGGCUACAGGCAUGAGACAGAGGAAGAAUGGACUGAGAUGCAGCAGAGAGAAAACUACAUCCUGAGCGAGUACAGCAGACUCACAGGCCGACACCUAGACCCCCUGAUGAAGAGGUGCAGUCAGGACAGGUGACCCUGACUGCUGCCUGCAGGCCUGAGAUUAAAUAUUGCACUAUGUGAUGGUGGAAACUGCUUCUA